Rhagoletis zephyria (snowberry fruit fly) is the source of this 2523-nucleotide messenger RNA. The record is from RefSeq and is a predicted model, not a curated record. Lineage: Eukaryota; Metazoa; Arthropoda; Insecta; Diptera; Tephritidae.
AUGCGGAAACAAUUCAAUCAAUUCAAGGACUUUGUUCACCAGAAAGCAUCGAAAAACGACCGCCAGGAGAUUCUCUCGCAGAAUGUGAUCAACUCGGAGAAGCACGUGGAGAACAUCAAGACCGCCCUGACCAAUGCGGAGAAGAAGAUCUCCGGUUCGCUGCUGGGCGGCACCUCGGACUCCUCCUCAGCGGCCACGCCAGAGAAGAAGAUUAAAAAGUUGCCCGGGGCGUCGCUGAGCAACUGCUUCAACGAGUCCAGCGAGCUGCUCGCCACCUCCAAGACCGACAGUGUUCUUGGCAAAACUCUGCACCUAUGUUCUCAGCUGCAGAAGGAGGCGACGGCGGUGCUGGCGGCACACGAGUCCGAGGUGGAGUCGCAGUGCAUCAGCAAGAUCCAGGGCCUCGUCAACGAGGACCUGCCGAACAUCAGUCGGACGCGGAAGCAGCUCAACCGGACGCACUCUGACCUGAGCGCGCUGAAGGUGAAGUACGAGUCGCUGCAGAAGUCGCUGAUGAACAGCUCGCAGGUGGCACAGUUUCAGACGGACACCAAACUGGAGACGGUGCGCAAGGACCUGGAGGACCACGAGUACAAGCUCUAUCAGUGUCGGGACGCCUACGAGACUGAGGUGUUGGACUUUCUGAGCAAGGAGAUGAGCAUCGCUCAGGUGUUUAUUGACUACGUCAAGCUGCAGGCGUCCUACCACGAGCAGGCGCUUGCCGCUAUCAACCACUGCAUUCCCGUCCUCGAGGGCAUUAUAACCAAUUCAUCACAAAAGCCCGUCUUUGGCAUCGCCCUCGAGGAGCACCUACGGUCAUCGGGGCGGACGAUAUCGCUGGUGAUUGAGACCUGCGUGGCCAUUCUGCUGACGUCGGCACUGGGCGAGGAGGGCAUCUUCCGCAUCUCGGGCAGCGUCUCCAAGGUGAAGCUCAUUCGAAAUGCCUUCAACGCCGGCCAGCACCAGCACCUCGCCUCGCUUGAUCUCAGCCGGGACGUGCACGCCGUGGCCAGCACCCUCAAGAGCUACCUGCGCGAGCUGCCCGAGCCGCUGCUCACCUUUGCACUCUGUCAGGAGUGGGUCAAUGCCGCGUCGCAACGAGAGGAGCAGGAGAAGCUGCGCUCCAUCUGGACAGUGGUUAACAGUCUGCCGGAGGCGAACAAGAACAACUUGCGCUACCUGAUGAAGUUUCUCCACAAGCUGACGGAUAGGUGUGCAGAGAACAAGAUGUCCAGCCAAAACCUGGCCAUCGCCAUCGGUCCGAGCUUACUGUGGUCGAACGGGGAGUCCAUGGACCAGUUGAGCAUGUCCAACAUUUCGCCGAUCCUCAUCGAGGCGCUGAUUACGUACUGUGAUUACUUCUUUCCUGAAGAUGUAGUGUUUGAUAUCUCACCAAAGCAGUCAAUGACUGAGCAGUCAUCGAGCGGUAGCGGUGGCAACAACAGCGGUGGCGACAAUUCCGAUCCGGAGAUUAACUUCAGCAGCAACAAACAGGGCUCAUCUGCUGCAGCGAUGGCGGCGGCGGCCAACUUUCGCGUGAAGAAGCCGGCGCCGAAACCGCCGCCAACUUCGGCAGGAGGCAACAACGAGGGCAUUCUCGACUCGAUCAGCUCCAGCUUUGACUCGACCAGCGCCAAGAUUCGCUCCAAGAUUGGCUCGCUGCGAAUGAAAGACAAGCAGAAUCAGCCGUCGCACCACCAGCCAAUCAACAAUGGCACUUACUUUAUCACCGAACAGCAGUCGCAAGUGCCGACGGUGCCCACUCGAGGCGACUCUCCGCCGGCUGCUUCCGCCGCCUCUUCAUCCUCUUCAAACACUCCACAAGUCAACUCCUCCAGCCCCAACCACUCCAGCACCAGCACCACCACCACCUCCAUUGCCACUGUCCGACGAAAUCAGCACUCACCUCGAGGCGCCGUGGACAACACCUCGCGUUCCCGUCGUCCGAUAUCACUCUGCGAUCGGCCAAUGGUGCCGCCGCCCUCUGUCCCGCCGCGACCUUCAGUGGCCGAGCGAUCGCGCAUAGGCGAUCGACACAGCGUCUUUGACCUGACCACCGAACUGGCAGCAGACGGAGGGGCCACCAGCAGUGCUCACCAAAAGGCGAUUGACGAGAACGGAGAGGUAGAAGACAUCGACAGCAAUGAUGAGGAGGAGGAGGAGAAUAGUCAGUGUACCGUGGCGCCGCUUUACCCUCGACUGAGUCCGACCGAGUCACUGGACAGUGGAGAGCACAACUCCGGAGGCGCCGGUGGCGGCGGCGUCAGUUCCUUUACCUACCCUUUCAGCGAGUUCAUUGACGAGAGCCAGAUCUUUGGCAGUGAUGACAGCCUUAACCAGCUCGGGGGACACGAGCUGCCUUCGGCCAUGGUCAACCACCUCCACAACAACAACAACAGCUCGGCAAAUCCGCCGCAAAAGCCGCCCCGGUCUUCACUGGCCACGCACAGCAGCUCCACUGCGCUGGAGUUGAUGGCCGCUGAAGAGGGCGAUGAGUUGUGUCUCUUCUGCUUGAAGGACUAG